This is a messenger RNA of Macadamia integrifolia, 1640 nucleotides long. RefSeq names its product metalloendoproteinase 2-MMP-like. Gene Ontology annotation, biological process: extracellular matrix organization; collagen catabolic process; proteolysis. The record is from RefSeq and is a predicted model, not a curated record. Gene Ontology annotation, molecular function: metalloendopeptidase activity; zinc ion binding. NCBI's taxonomy places the organism in Eukaryota, Viridiplantae, Streptophyta, Magnoliopsida, Proteales, Proteaceae. Gene Ontology annotation, cellular component: extracellular matrix. The coding region runs from base 326 to 1435 and encodes 369 amino acids. The transcript has a single exon.
AACGAGCAAGCCACGCGGCAAAUUAGUGCCGCCCGAGUUCUAGACGUCGGAAACGCGGAGUCCGCCGCGGAAAUCUUCGUAAUUCGCCAAAUAGGCAUAGCUAGUAGCCGCCGAUUAGCCCUUCUCGUCACAUAUUAUCAACCCCAUAAUCGAGGAGGAGAAAGUCGAAGCAAGUCAAACAAGCAACGUAAAAGUUCCUCACCUUUGACAACUUCCUUCCCAUUGCAUUUGCGGCUUCCACAACUCAACGUCAUCUCCUCAAACAUUUUCUACUCUAUAUAACAAUGAUCCUCAACCUGAGUUCUUCUGGUCCGCCCUGAACAAAAUGGCUCCUCUUCACUCUACAUCCACAGUAAUUUCACUGCUUCAUCUAUGGCUUCUAUCCACAACCGUCGCCGGCUACCGAAUCUUAUACCAGAAUAGCAACACAGCCACAGCGCCGUCGCCUGACCCAACCACAACCUCAAACCCAUGGGACUUAUUCCACAACUUCUCCGGACGUCACAAGGGCGACCAAGUCUCCGGCUUAGCCAAUCUCAAGCAGUACCUCCACCAAUUCGGUUAUAUCAAUUCUUCCUCCAAUUUCACAGACAACUUCGACGAUACCCUCGAAUCUGCUCUCAAGCAAUACCAGAAAAACUUCAAUCUGAACGCCACCGGUAUCCUUGAUAACUCCACCGUUCAGCUUAUGGCUAUCCCCAGAUGCGGCAACGCCGACAUCGUCAACGGCACUAAUUCCAUGAAUUCCGGCAAGUCCGCACGUACGACCCUCCACACUGUAUCCCACUACACUUUCUUCACUAACAAACCCACGUGGCCGGACAGUAAGCACAACCUCACCUACGCAUUCUGGCCUGGUAACCAGUUACAGAGUAACGCUAAGGUCAUCUUCUCCCGUGCGUUCCAACGGUGGUCGGCUGUGACGCCGUUAAAUUUCACGGAGACAGACUUCUACUUGAAUGCAGAUAUCAAGAUUGGUUUCUUCAAAGGGGAUCACGGUGACGGAGAAUCGUUUGAUGGGCAGAUGGGGACGUUGGCCCAUGCUUUCUCUCCCACCAGCGGAUUGUUCCAUCUGGACGGUGCAGAAGAUUGGGUGAUUGAUGGAGAUGUGACUACGUCGACCUCGACGGUAGCCAUCGAUUUAGAAUCGGUUGCGGUGCAUGAGAUAGGGCACGUGCUUGGGAUGGGGCAUUCUUCGGUCGAGGAAGCCAUCAUGUACCCGUCGAUUUCGGCUAGGACUAGGAAGACUGAGCUAGCGACCGAUGAUAUUCAGGGGAUUCAGGAGCUCUAUGGCAGCAACCCCAACUACAAUGCUUCAUCGACACCGUCCGAUACGCAGAAAGAGACUAGUGAUGGUGGGGUCCGCAUCAUGGAUUCACAUUGGACGCUAACGAUGGUCAUCGGAGCCCUUGCUUCCCUUGGCUUGUUGUUGUAAAUAUUUUUUGUUCAGGGAAACAGUUUUCUGUCCACGAGCGUGGUUCCUACACCAGUGCCGGGUCAAUAUCCCUUUCUCUUUAUUUUUAUAUUUUUUAAAUUUCAUGUGUCUUAAUUCAAAUUAUAUUUACCAUUUUUUUAUGAGAGAUUACGUUAGGUAAUGUAUCAUUAUCUGAUUUAUCUAUGCAUAUUAAUUUUUUUUUUUU